Molecule: messenger RNA, 1046 nt
Organism: Pygocentrus nattereri (red-bellied piranha)
Lineage: Eukaryota; Metazoa; Chordata; Actinopteri; Characiformes; Serrasalmidae
Exons: 10
Coding region: 61-945 (294 amino acids)
Biological process (GO): cell surface receptor signaling pathway
Cellular component (GO): extracellular region
Molecular function (GO): DNA binding; hormone activity; hormone receptor binding
Source: RefSeq, a predicted model, not a curated record
AUGUCCAGUAGUUGAGGGGGUGAUUGCUAAGUUAGCUGCUCUACCUGUUGUGAAGAAGAGAUGUUGGAUAGUGAGUUUGUCAGUGACGAGCUGGAGAAUGCUGUUCGAGCUGUGCUUAUGAACCUGGACAAUCUUCAGCCAUUUACCACCCAGCAUUUCAACAUCUUCCCUUAUAAGAGUAGGUGGGAGCGUGUGUCAGAGUUGAGGUUCAAGAAGGGAGACAUGAAGCUUUCGGCUUACCCUUUCCUCCUCACACUUUAUGUGGAGACAACUGAGCCAGUCCCUCAGCACACAGCGAAUCACGCAAAUGAACGGAUCCCUCCAGAUAGAGAGUCUAUACUGGACAGUCCACAUUUUCCUCCAAUCCCACUAAGUGAACCCAAGUACAGGACAACAGAACAGGCACAAGAGGGUGCUCUGAGCCAGGUCAACUAUCACAACAUGGCAGAAUCACACCGUCCUGCAUAUUUCCAAGAGCCCCCUUACCUGGCUGAUGGUGGAGAAGGGAUGGUUUGUGGCAAAGAGGCCACUGACUCCAUGGCUAAACAAGUGACCCCUGACAUGCUUGUGCUCUUGCUGCCCAUACUGCUGCUGAUGCUGUUGAUACCAUUUAGCUGGAGCUCUGAAGGGCUGAGCCCAGGCUGCCACCUUUAUCCAUUUAACGUGACCAUCCGAAGUGACCGGCGGGGAACCUGUCGAGGAGCCCAUGUGGUUUAUGCUUGUGUAGGCUACUGUGAGUCCAGUGCUUUCCCCUCACGCUACUCUGUCCUGCUGGCCUCCAACUUCACACACAACAUCACUUCUGCCUCUCGCUGCUGCACCAUCAGCAAGGUGGCCAAGGUCAAAGUUCGUGUGGAAUGCCCUCGAGGCCGUCACCAUGACGACAUUGAGAUCUUGACAGCGCAGGCCUGCCGCUGUGACAUGUGUCGCAAGUCCCGUUACUGAGCCUCCACAGCAACAGCGGCCUGGCCUGCUUUACAUCACAGAACAUACAGCACAGAGAGAGAGAGAGAGAGAGAGAGAGAGAGAGAGAGCAGCACAUUUCU